Messenger RNA from Arvicanthis niloticus (Nile rat), 2132 nucleotides. Its product is annotated as melanoma-associated antigen 10-like. Gene Ontology annotation, cellular component: nucleus. The record is from RefSeq and is a predicted model, not a curated record. NCBI's taxonomy places the organism in Eukaryota, Metazoa, Chordata, Mammalia, Rodentia, Muridae. Gene Ontology annotation, biological process: negative regulation of transcription by RNA polymerase II.
GGGGACUUGGACCAGCGGUUAGAAGCAGCCAUUUUGUGACAUGACUAUCACCAUGCCGGUUAUGCCGCGCUUUCUGAGUCCAGAAAUGUGAGCCUGUCAAGUCUGGAGUACAGUCGGAGCCCAGAGUGUGCCUGGCUUCUGCAUCAGAGGAAGUAGCAAUUUUGACCAGGAAUACAGAAUAACCACUUUCCUUAAGAACCUGGACAGUAAAAGCAGAAUCUGGUAAAACUAACCAUCGUUCAAGACCUGUGAAUUCAUCCUUGUCAGCUGCACAUUUUCCCCGCUUCUGUUUCCAAAGAAACCCAGCAUGGAGCCUUCCAAGAACAGCCGGAGAGACAGCACUCAGUCUCAAAGGGAUACAAGGGACCCGGAGGGUGCCCAAGCCUCCAGAGUUGAGGCAGGGGAAGCAGAGGCCAUUGACACCACCUCAGAGAAUGUGAUGGGUUCAUCCCAGAGAGCUUCCACUCACUCCUCUGCAAGGGCAUCUAUGGAUGCCUCUGGCAGCCAAGCAAGAGAAGUGUUUGACCCUGACAUCCCUAGCCAGGAAGUACUCAAUGCUAAAACAAUUGAUGUAGUUCUCUUCUUGCUCCUUAAGUAUAGGAGACAGCAGCACACUUUCUGUAAGGCAGAGAUUCUGUAUACGGUCAUCCGAGGUUAUGAGGAUCACUUCACUUCCAUCUUUGCUAAGGCAUCUGACUGCUUGAGGCUGACGUUUGGCCUUGAAAUAGUAGAAAAGAACCCCCGUGUCCAUUCCUACUCUCUUGUCCAUGCCCUUGGGAUCACCUACGAUGGCAUGCGUCAUGGUUUUCCAGGUGUUCCCAAGACGGGCUUAGUAAUCAUGGUACUAUGCAUCAUCUUCAUAGAGGACAAUUGUGCCAGUGAGCACGUGUUGUGGCGUGUAUUGAAUAACAUGGGGCUGUAUGCAGGGAGAGAUCAUUUUGUAUAUGGAGAUCCAGGGAUUCUCGUUACUGAGCAUUUUGUGCAGGAGGGUUAUCUAGAAUGCAGACAGAUGGCAGGCAGUAAUCCUCCUAUCAAGGAAUAUCUGUGGGGCCCAAGGGCACAUGCUGAAACCACCAAAAUGAAAAUAUUGAAGUUUUUUGCCAGCAUCGUUAAACAGGAUCCCAGAUCUUAUCCCACUAGGUAUGCAGAUGCUUUGCAAGAUGAGAUAGAUAGGGCCUAGGUCAGGUUCACCUAACAGAUGGUACUAUGUUCUGACCAGCACACAUUCUACUGUACUGGCCGUUUCCAUCCAACAUUAGGUCAGGCAGACUCUAUGUACCAUACCCUCAUUUGAGAGCUGGCAAGAGGGGACUGUGAACCAUUCCAUUCUUCCUGUACUGACUGUGACUCUCGGGGUUCCUUGUCACACCAUCUUGCUACUUUUACUCUAGCACACAUUCCAGUAUGCUGGCCGUUUCCAUCCAACAUUAGGUCAGGCAGACUCUAUGUACCAUACCCUCACUUGAGAGCUGGCAAGAGGGGACUGUGAACCAUUCCAUUCUUCCUGUACUGACUGUGACUCUCGGGGUUCCUUGUCACACCAUCUUGCUACUUUUACUCUAGCACACAUUCCAGUAUGCUGGCUGUUUCCAUCCAACAUUAGGUCAGGCAGACUCUAUGUACCAUACCCUCAUUUGAGAGCUGGCAAGAGGGGACUGUGAACCAUUCCAUUCUUCCUGUACUGACUGUGACUCUCGGGGUUCCUUGUCACACCAUCUUGCUACUUUUACUCUAGCACACAUUCCAGUAUGCUGGCCGUUUCCAUCCAACAUUAGGUCAGGCAGACUCUAUGUACCAUACCCUCAUUUGAGAGCUGGCAAGAGGGGACUGUGAACCAUUCCAUUCUUCCUAUACUGACUGUGACUCUCGGGGUUCCUUGUCACACCAUCUUGCUACUUUUACUCUAGCACACAUUCCAGUAUGCUGGCCGUUUCCAUCCAACAUUAGGUCAGGCAGACUCUAUGUACCAUACCCUCAUUUGAGAGCUGGCAAGAGGGGACUGUGAACCAUUCCAUCCUUCCUGUACUGACUGUGACUCUGGGGGUUCCUUGUUAUACCAUGUUGCUACUGUUACUCCAAGGCUCAUUAACUGGACAUUUUAAAAUUCAUAAAUGUCACCAAUAAUGCAUCAU